GGAGCAAAGCAGGCAGCUCUCUGCUCUGCCUUUUUGUCCUACGCAUGAUAGGCGUGCAAUUUUCAUGCCGCUCUCAGUGCCCUAUUUCACCCGAUCCAUGCUCUUGUGCGGGAUGGUGGCCGCGAUGGCGGUAGUGCCGUCGCACCCGACCAGGACAGCUGAAGCUCUCCGACAACGCUCGGCACAGCAACAUCGAGCAUCAUGUUUCAUGAAACAUCAUGAGCCGUCCGGCACACAACGUCGACACCAACGCCCCAGUCCUCUCUCGGUUGCAUUCGCCGUCAUGUCACCACGUCCACCAGAGAGCGGCGGCGGCGCCCGAACCGGCGGAGUUGGCGCCGCCCCGUGUUCUGUUGGCGGUACUGCAACUUCAUGGUCCUUGCAGCCAAGCCGCAGCUGCAAUAGCAGCAUCAGCAGGUUGCGCGGCCGCCGUUCCCGAUCCGUUCCUACGGCGCUGGCUGCUUCUAAGAGCAAGAACAAGAGAGCGAAGAAAAAGAAAGCUAGCAGCGGCGUCCGUAGUAGCGGGGGUGGUGGAUUCGGCAGUGCCUCCGCCGCAACAACAGCAGGAGCAUCUAAGACCGGCGAAUCACAGCAGCAGCUGCAACCGGAGCGACAACCAACGGCGCGCCUUGCUGCUGCUCCAGCAGCGACAGCGGCGCGGGGCGGGCAGCUCCCCGACGACGACUUCGCCACCUUCCCGCCCCUCUCCCCGGACACCCUCAAGUCCAUCAUGGGGGUCGACGUGUUCGACCUUCCCGCCGGCGGCAUCCCGGCCAGCGAGCGGGGCCAGCAGGAAGCCCUGCCGCCGCAGGUCCUCGAGUGCAUCCGGGGGCGCCACGGCCUCGAGGAGUUUGCGGGCGGCCGGCGGCUCCUCGACCCCGAGUACUUCGGCGCGGACGGCGAAGCCGGUGAUGCGGCUCUGACGGGGUCCUCCUCUUCUUCAGAGUCGCCCGCGGCGGCGGCGGCGGCGGCGGUCGGCGGGGAGAAGAAAGAAGGCGGGGACGGCACCGCCGCUAAAAGCCGGCUGCUGUUCCCAGGCCUCCGCCUCCUGCACGCCGAGCCGCCCGUCAUCGGCGUCAGCGACUUCUUCACCGACGAGGAGUGCGACGAGUACAUCUCCAGGUCCGUUUCGCCGCCACCGCCGGCUGCCGUAACCUCGGGGGCGGGGGCGGGGGCGGGGGCGGGGGCUGCUGCAGCGGCGACGGGGAGCGGGCCGCACAUGCAGCGGAGCGCCACGCUAGGUGCCGACGUGGACGCCGUGGCUCAGCGAACGUCCACCACUUGGUUCCACCGGUUUUCGGCGGUACCGGAGCUGAUGGCGAAGGCCUCCGCCCUGGUGGGAGUUCCAUUCGAGGAAGGGCGAUGGGAAGAGGCGCAGACGGUGCGGUAUCGCCCGGGGGAGAAGUUCACUUGGCACUUGGACGCGCUGCCACCGGCCCCAGACCUGGCCUCCAAGGGGGGGCAGAGGAUCGCCACCCUGCUGGUGUACCUCACGGAGAUGCCCGAGGGGGACGGGGGGGCGACGGCGUUUCGAGACCUGGGACCCCUUCGUGUUCGCCCGCGUAAGGGGUCCGCUCUGCUGUUCUUCCCGUCUUUGGGGGGUGCCCCGGACUGCCCUUUCGACAUCCGAACGCUACACGCUGGGGAGGUGGUAAGACCGGGAGCGGAGCAGGACAAGUGGAUCGCUCAGCUGUGGCUCCGAGAGCGCCGUUACACCCCAACGGUCCCCAAGCAAAACAGACACGAACACGCUGCUUCGGCGGUGGCAGAGUUCGACAAGAUUUGGCAGGGCUAGUGUAACCUGCUUGGUGGCCCUGGCAGUACUAGUAUGUUGCUGCUUGUACCGUGCUUGCGUGGUUGAAUCGAUCGCCCGUUGGCGAAGGAUUUCGGCCGUUUCGGGAAGAGUUGUAUUCGUACGUCGAGAGGGGUGUGUAUCGAGGGGAACUUACGCGCCUAUUUCGAAUGACGAAGCUCAUUCGGUGGUCGCGAAGUGCUACAAGGCUUGGUGGCGUUACGCUGUUUGCAUCCCUGUCAAGAACUAGUCGAUCGCGGUUGGCCCGUGCCGGAGUCAAUCGUUCGGGUAUCAACGGAUUUGGCGUUACCUUUUUAUUCACGUUCAUUUUCAAAUGGUGUUUGCUUCUGAAAAGAGUUGUAUGCAUGCGUCCACAGGAGUGUGUCGAAGGGGAACGGACGCGCCUACUCGACGACGCUCAUUCAGUUGGUCUCGUUGUACAACUUGCUCGAGCAGCAGGGAAGCAUUGCAGUGGGCAGCCUUUUCGACGUGUUUAUGGCAAACUACAACUCAGUACGAUCGAAGGCUGAAUGGCCCGCGGGGUGAACCAGUAAGUCUAGACUUGGCGGACAGGACCAUAGUUUCGGAGCUCGUUAUAGAUUUGUUUCGGAAUACGGAGGCGCAUGAGAAUUUUUUUUAACGGAAUGUAUCUAAUAGACUUAUCGCGCACGGCUUAUUAGUCUAGUGGUUCCCAAAAGAAAGGUGGAGGUCGCCUUCGGGGAUUUGUCAUCUUUUCUUUGCGUGCAGGAAUAGAACUUCCUUUGGAUGCUUUGAGCCC
This is a messenger RNA of Ectocarpus sp. CCAP 1310/34, 2570 nucleotides long. The record is from the annotation of a GenBank genome assembly. NCBI's taxonomy places the organism in Eukaryota, Phaeophyceae, Ectocarpales, Ectocarpaceae.